Messenger RNA from Strongylocentrotus purpuratus (purple sea urchin), 1980 nucleotides. RefSeq names its product clathrin heavy chain. Gene Ontology annotation, biological process: intracellular protein transport; receptor-mediated endocytosis. The record is from RefSeq and is a predicted model, not a curated record. The coding region runs from base 130 to 1254 and encodes 374 amino acids. NCBI's taxonomy places the organism in Eukaryota, Metazoa, Echinodermata, Echinoidea, Camarodonta, Strongylocentrotidae. Gene Ontology annotation, molecular function: structural molecule activity; clathrin light chain binding. Gene Ontology annotation, cellular component: clathrin coat of coated pit; clathrin complex; clathrin coat of trans-Golgi network vesicle. The transcript is spliced from 8 exons.
GUGCAUAUUGUGUGCACGCAGUAAAUCUCCUUCUUCUGCUCUCUCAAUCUCUCGCUAUUAACCUCAGGUGCAACCGGUCAUUUAAUGUCUCUUUCUGGAUGAUGAUAACUUAGGAAAUAACAAGAAAAGAUGGACAGAGCUGGAGACGGACCUCUUAUGAGUAUUCAGCAAGUUUUCCAGCUCUCAUCUUAUGGAGUUAAAUCAGAGCAGGUAACAUUCCCCCGGGUGACGGCAUCGUCCCAUCGCUGGAUCUGCUGCCGUCACACCAGCAAAAAGAAGAAGAGGGACAACUGCGUGACGGCCAUCAACCUGACGCGUCGGACGCCACGCGCCCUUACAUGGCCGUGUUCGGCAGACUCGGCCAUGAUGAACCCUCGGAAACCCUGGCUUGCUCUCAAAGCUGGUAAACAUUUUCAAAUCUUCAACAUCGUAGCGGAGAAGCAGCUGUAUCGCUGCACCAUGAAAGACGAAGUGCAAUAUUGGAGCUGGCUCAACGACGACGUCAUCGGCAUCGUGGGGUCAAAGUUCAUCUAUCACUGGGACCUCUCUCCUCUAGGUUUCUCAUGUCCAAUGAAGGCUUUCCCACGCCAUGGAAGGCUGAAUUUCUGUCAGAUCGUAGGAUACAAGGCAGACCCUUCCUUUAGAUGGUUUGCUGUGCUGGGUCUUUACAGAGAUUAUGAGGAUGGUGACUCAAACUCUGUCUCAGGUGUCGUCCAGAUCUACUCGGCCACAGCAGAUAGAAGCCAGUGCAUCGAUGCUCAAGCCAUGAGCUUUGCCACCUACCGUCGCAGCGACAACAAAAAUAGCAAUUCCGUCCUUAUCAUUGUAAACAGGCAAGCAAGCCUACAGGGAAAGUUACACAUCAUUGAGCUUGGUCCUUACUUAGAUGGUAACUGUUGCUUGACCAACCAUUCAGAACAAGUCAACUUUGAUGAUGAUGAGAGAUACGACUUUCCAGUCUCAGUCCAGGUGAGUUCGUCACAUGGUUUGGUGUACAUCCUGACAAAGAUGGGCAGAGUCAAGCUGUGUGACCUAGAAACGGGGACAUUCCUCAGUAGCUGCAUAGCAUCUCAUCUCACCGUCUUCACCUGUAUGCCAGACACCGAUGGGAGGAAAAUCUUGGGGGUCAGCCGCUGUGGCAGGCUUCUAUCCAUGGGUGUGAAGGAGAAAGCGUUGGUCUCUCACGUUCGGACGGUUCUAAAACGGCCUGCGAUCGCGGACAGAUUAGAGAGGACGUUUUCAGAGACGCUCUGACACCAAUCUUGCCUUAUAUUAUAUAUGAACAUUAUCAAUGUGUGUGCUGGCAUACAAGGUUAACCUGCAACUAAGAUGCGAAGGUUGUUGGUGUGGUGUCAUUAUAGAAACUGCAUGAUAACGGAUGGAUGGGACUGAACUGAGCGAAAGAUGGCAUCCUUCUCGUGAAUUGAUGGAGGACCAAGCAUGAGAUGGAGGUUGGUGUUCAAGGCGUUACCCUGGCGUACCUCAACGGUCUUUGGUCAAGCUUACCCACAGGCUUACAAAGGUUGAAUGGGACAGAGAUGAUCGAAGGAUGGCAUCCUUCUCAAGAAUAGAUGGAGGAGCAAGCGUGAGAUGGAGGGUAGCAUCUAUGAGAGGCAUCAUUCUAGCGUACAGUGGAUGGUUAAGGGUACUUGUAGAUCUUACCUAGGCCUCCCGUGGCCUACCCCAGGUGAAAGGAACUGAGAUGGUCGAGGGACAGCAUCCCUAUUUUGAAUCAACGGAGGAGAAAGUGUGCAAGAUGGUGUUGGCAACUUGGGCAUUCCUUGCCCUACCCUGGCCUGUCUUUGGUAGAUUUGAACCCUGGCUCACUACUACCCUGUGUACUAGAGUGUUCCAGCCUGGUCAUCCUUCACAUCCAAUUUUAGUCUGGGGGUAUAGUGGAAACGCACCAAUCAUCGUUCGGAAAGGAUCAUGAAUCGUUGAUUGUGCUGCAGUGGGAAAGGAUCAAGGCAUUUAUGAAUU